Messenger RNA from Naegleria fowleri, 1581 nucleotides. RefSeq lists its product as uncharacterized. The record is from RefSeq and is a predicted model, not a curated record. Gene Ontology annotation, molecular function: RNA-DNA hybrid ribonuclease activity; nucleic acid binding. NCBI's taxonomy places the organism in Eukaryota, Heterolobosea, Eutetramitea, Acrasida, Naegleriidae. Bases 1 to 1581 code for a protein of 526 amino acids. The transcript is spliced from 2 exons.
AUGGUUAAAAUUCUACUUGACCUCUCAUGUCAACGAACACCUUUGUUAAUUCGGAAGAAGCGUAACUUUCAAGAUCCCAAAAAUAAGAAAGAAGUGCUGGUCAUUAGCAAAGAAUGUGUAUCUCAAGUUAAGAAUUUAGAAUCUGAUAACGACAAAUGGCUUUUCAUUUGUGAUAAACUAGGCGACAAAUUUGUGGAGGUCAAUCCACCUAAACUUGAUCCUAAAAUCUACAAAUAUAAUAAGCAAUAUAAGAAGCUCAUGUUAAUACUUGAUAGAAAUGAGCACGGAUAUCCUUGUGACAAACUUUUGACCACUAUUGGUAAAACUUUAGAACAGGUUCCAAAAUGUCUUGCAAGUGUCAAAGAGAAAAUCAAGAACCAUAUCAAAUGGAGCCAUGAUAAGGCUUUGAAUAGUAAGAUGAAAUGGUGGGAACAGAAUUAUGCAACCAACUCUAAACACUUGCCUCUCAUCCCUUAUGAAAAAUUCCCUAAAGAUUUAAGACAAUUCCUGAUCUACAAAGAUUGGUACAGAUUAAGUAUUGACAUCAAACAUUCCAAUCCUGUCACCCAGAUUGGCAACAUUCUCAAUAGCAUGGAUUUUGGAAAAAUCAAAGACGAAAGUAAAUACUACAAAUAUAUUGGUAACAACACAUCCCUGUCAAACCUCUUGAACAAAGCAACACUAAUUGGUACUGAUGGAUCAUGUAACAAUAAUAUUGCUGGAUACGAUAUUGUAACUGAUCAGAAUGUUUCCAUCUCCAGUCACACCUUAGGACAAGGAACUUCCUACAACAGUGAAGUUCAAGCAUUCCACACAGUUGUUAGAUUGCUAGAUAACAACACUCCUAGAACAACAGUCAUAGAUGCGAAAAGUAUUUAUGACCAACUUUUCCAAUUCAGAAAAUCUAGACAUCCUUAUGUCGAAGAAAUUCGUAAUUAUUUAAAAGUGAAAGAUCAGAUCAAAAUUAUGCAUAUUAAUAGUCAUACAGGUAAACAAGAUAUCUAUAGCCGUAUAAAUGAAUUAGAGGACAGGGCUGCUAAGAAAGGUGCUGAUUGUAACAACAUUCUUACUAAUAUUCCAUCCAAUAAUUGGUAUAUUAUUAUCAACAAUGUAUUAUAUACUCAAAACACUAGACAAACAAUGUACAAACUUAUAUUUCAACGCCUCCACAAAAGAACAUACACGCCAAAAAACCUUCCUCCCAAGAACAGAAAGUUCACCAACAUUUACCCCUCAAUAGGAAUCGGUUUCAGAACCUUAAAUCUAAUAUUUAAAAUUAGAGUGAACGUGAUGAAGACUUUGGAAAAUUUAAAUAAGAUAUCCAAGACGAACUUGCUAUGUCCUUGCUGUAGUAGAGAGACAAUGCAACACAUUAUUUUUGAAUGUAAAUACUGUAGUGAUAUAAGAAAAGAAAUGUUUAGGAAUUUAUAUAAUAUCUCAAUAUAUGCAAAGAAUAACAGGAAAUUCUCCAAACGACUAUUGUACCUCAUCAAGACUAAGCAAGAUAUCCAUAGCCUAACAGGUGCUAAAGUUGGAUUGGGUAAGAAAUGGGACAAAGUAUUUACUAAGGAAGCUUAUUGA